Molecule: messenger RNA, 1558 nt
Organism: Rubroshorea leprosula
Lineage: Eukaryota; Viridiplantae; Streptophyta; Magnoliopsida; Malvales; Dipterocarpaceae
Source: the annotation of a GenBank genome assembly
AGCAUUUUCUCCCAUCUUCUUCUUUCUUCUCUUUCAUUUUUCUCAUCCCUUAUCCAAAUUCACUUUUCUUUUUCAACUCUCUUCCUUUACUCCACUCAUAUAUUUCACUUUCUCAUCUUAAUCUUCUCUUUGCUCUUCUCUCCUUUCCUCUUCCUUUUCCUUUUCCAUUUCAUCUUCAUUUCUCCUACUUUCCUUCUUGCUUUUCCCUUGUUCUCUCCAUUCCUCUUCCUUUUCCUCUUUCUCUUCCUUUAAUAUGUUACUUGAAAUAAGAGGAGUAAUCCCGUGACUUAGCCAUUGUUGGCCAAAGCCGUGGGUCUCCAUUGCUUGUUCGGGAAAUUGGAAUGAAUUUUGGUAGCUUUAAGCUGUAUUUUUAAAUGUGGUUUAAGUAGAAAAUUAGCUUAAUUUGAUUGUUGUGAGGUUAAUUGUGUGAAAUCCCCGUGAAUUAGCUAUGUUUUGCUAAUUUGGGAGUUGAAGUUACUGUUCACCGGGUACUGUUCACGGGUAGUUCAUAGGCACUGUUCACACACCGAAGGCUAAUGAUUAACAGGGAUUUAAAGGUUUAGUUUGUGAUAUAAGAAUAAAUUUGGAGAUGUCCGGUUAUGUGGAGAUUGAUAGAAAUAACACUAUGAUUAGGGGUUUUGAUCGUUCUAUCACCGUGGCACUUGGGUUAGCCUUUUGUUCUGUGCGAGUGAGGUAAGUAAAUUAUGGUAAAGCCCUUCGAUUUUAAAGCAUGUUUUAAACUGUUUUUGAGGUGGUGGCAAGGUUUUAAUUGAUUUUAAAUUGAUUUUACCAGCACUUGAGUGUGAUUAACUGAAAUGGAAAUUGUGAUGGGUUUUAUGAGAAUUUCACUGUUUUUCUGGAAUUGAGCAUGAUUGGGGUGAAAAUGGGAAUUUCACUGUUUUUCUGGAAUUGAGCAUGAUUGAAAUGAAAAGUGAGAAUUUCAUUGUUUUUCUGGAGUUAUUGCACCGAGCUUGAUUGGUUUGAAAUGAAACUGUUUUCAUUGGUAUUGAGUAGAGCAUGCCUAUUUGGAAUUGACUGAACUAUUUUGAUGAACUGAGAGUUUACAAAUUCUGAGUUUUCUGAUAAAUCCAUGCCCACAUGAAUUUUUCUGGUUAUUUCUGAAAUUGGGAUUGAUUGUGAAAUUCGGGUUCUCUGUAAACUCUGCAUGGUUUUGUCUCAGAUAUAGUCAUGAUUACUGAUUACUGUGCCCGCUAGUGGGAGGUUUAUAAACGCUAACACAUGUCGACAUGUUUACUGAUAUGACCGGUCCAUUCUGUAACCCUACCAAUGGGGGUUAAACAUUGGUAAUUACUGUCGCCUGCCAGUGGGAGUUGUAAACACUGGCACCAUUACUGACGCCUGCCAGUGGGAGUUGUUAAACACUGGCACUUCUGUAACCUUGCCUAUGGGGUUAAACAUUGGCAACUACUGUGCCUGCCAGUGGGAGGUUCAUAAACGCUGGCUAUGACUUAUAGAUGAGACUACUGAACUGAGUUUUAUUCUGUAUGAACGAUUUGUCACGAAGGGUUUGAUAUUGAAAUGAAUCUGAUUCUGUUUU